Messenger RNA from Ascochyta rabiei, 1839 nucleotides. RefSeq lists its product as uncharacterized. Bases 1 to 1839 code for a protein of 612 amino acids. The transcript has a single exon. Lineage: Eukaryota; Fungi; Ascomycota; Dothideomycetes; Pleosporales; Didymellaceae. The record is from RefSeq and is a predicted model, not a curated record.
AUGAGCGAGUACAGCUACGCGCCGCGGGGCCACCGCACGCGCGAGCCCGAGUACGUCACCGAGACGACGUACAUUGAGCGCGGCGGCCGAGGCAGCGGGCCGGUGCGCGACCUCGUCUACCGCCCCGCGCGCGAGGACAGCAUCGAAGACAUCCCGCGCGACUUCCCCCCGCCGGGCACCGAGUACCGCCAGACAAAGUACCGUGAAGAGUACGCCCCGCGCCGCACCCGCUCCGCCAACCGCGACUACGACGACGACUCCUACUAUGCCGCCGAUCGUCGCGGAGCACCCCGCAACGACCGCUACGACGACCGCCACUCGUACGCGGGCUCCUACGCCGCCGACCGCCCCAAGCCCCAGCGCCGCAAGUCCAUCGUCGACAAGGCCAAGGAGUUCGGCGAGGCCGCUGGCCUGGGCGGCGUCAUUGGCGCCAUCACGGGCAAGGACCGCUCGCGCUCGCGCUCAAGAACUCGACGCCGCGACGACCGUGGCUACGAGAGCGACCGCCGCUACGAUGACUACGACCGCCGCAGCAGCCGAUACGGCUCGCGCUCCCGUAGCCGCAGCCGUGGCGGCCGCAAGUCGGACAAGUGGGAGCAGGCCGCCAAAGCCGCCCUCGUGGCCGGUGCCGUCGAGGCCUUCCGCAGCCGCAACGUCGCAGGUCCCUGGACGGGCGCCAAAGGUCAGCGUGUGGCAACCGCCGCCCUCGGUGCUGCUGGUAUCGACGGUCUGAUCGACCGCGACCCGGACAAGCACGAGAAGCGCCACGUCGCCGAGUCUGCUCUCGGUGGUCUGCUUGCCAGCCGCGCCGUCAACGGCUCUCGUUCUCGCUCUCGUGCUCGUGUCCGUGACGAUUCCCCCGGUGGUCGAAGCCGCUCUCGCUCCCGCUCCAUCUUCGGUCGCUCGCGCUCUCGUGGUCGCUCUCGCUCGGCCUCUCGCGGAGCCGCCGACAGGGACGGCAACCCCAUCGCCAAGAUUGCCGGCACCGGAGCUGUUCUCGCAGCAGGCAAGGCCCUCUACGACCGUGUGCGCUCCAAGUCGCGUGGUCCUGGCGGCCGCUCUCGCUCCCGAUCCCGCUCGCGCAACAGGCGUGACCGCUCGCGUUCGUCCAGCGCAGACAGCUACGUACCCUCUCGCAGGAACCGUCGCUCGUACAGCCGCGGCCGCAGUAUGAACAAUACAUACCAGUCGGAAGCUCCUUCCCGGGCUAACCCAGAUCGCAGAUUAGCGGCAGCAGGCGCAGGCGCGGGAGCUGGCGCGCUCGCCGCCUCCGGAGGAAACAGGAGUGUAGCCCAGCGCGGUGGGGGCAGAGACGCCAGCAGCGAUUCGUCUAGCACGACGGACAUGGAGGAACAGCGCAAGAAGCUUCGAGGUAAGGAACUCCUGACCGCAGGCCUCGCAACUGUGGCCACCAUCCACGCAGCGCACGGCGUCUACUCGUCCAUGGUCGCCUCCGAGAAACGGCGCAAGCUUGUCGGGGAAGGUGAAAUGUCGCCCGAGGAGGCGCGGAAACGCAAAUCCAAAAACAUGCUCCAGGACGCGGCCGCCGUGGGCAUUGCCGCCCUCGGUAUCAAGUCUGCGUACAGCGAGUGGAAGGAGAUGAACGAGCAGCGACACAGCGUGAAAGAGCUGGAGAGCAGACGCCGCAAGCGGAGAAAGCAGAGAGAGCGCCGUGAACGAGAGGCCCGUGACAACGCCCUCUACGGCAUGCAGAAUCCCCAGACGAAUGGCGCUAAUAUGUAUGCGUACCCUGUAGCUGCGCAACCAUAUCCCACGAGCUAUACGGAUGCCAACCCCUACGGCAGCAUGCCGCCGCCACCCAUGGGAGCGCGAUAUUGA